Molecule: messenger RNA, 375 nt
Organism: Plasmodium berghei ANKA
Lineage: Eukaryota; Apicomplexa; Aconoidasida; Haemosporida; Plasmodiidae
Product: 50S ribosomal protein L14, mitochondrial, putative
Exons: 1
Coding region: 1-375 (124 amino acids)
Biological process (GO): translation
Cellular component (GO): ribosome; mitochondrial large ribosomal subunit
Molecular function (GO): structural constituent of ribosome; large ribosomal subunit rRNA binding
Source: RefSeq, a predicted model, not a curated record
AUGAUACAAUUGACAAAUGCUUUAUGUGGCCUUUGGAGGCAAUCUAUUGUUAGGUGUGCAGAUAACAGCGGUGUUAUAAAGGCAUGCAUAAUUGGAAUUGGGAAAAAUAAAUGGGGUACUGGAAAAAUAGGAGAUCGAAUUAGAGUAUCAAUACGUGAUAAAACUUCUGAAUGCGGUAUUUCAGAAAAAACGCCCAAAGGAAUUAUUGUUAGAAGAAAAAAAGAAACGAAAAGAAAAGAUGGUAGUUAUAUAAAAUUUGAUGAUAAUGCUUUUGUUAUGAUAUCAAAAAAUAAAUUAAAAGCCACAAAAAUAAAAGGACCAGUUGCUAUGGAAACGAGGCAUAAUUGCAGAAAUUUGGCGAGAUACAUUUUUUAA